Cavenderia fasciculata is the source of this 435-nucleotide messenger RNA. Its product is annotated as fragile histidine triad protein. Gene Ontology annotation, molecular function: catalytic activity. The transcript has 2 exons. Bases 1 to 435 code for a protein of 144 amino acids. NCBI's taxonomy places the organism in Eukaryota, Evosea, Eumycetozoa, Acytosteliales, Cavenderiaceae. The record is from RefSeq and is a predicted model, not a curated record.
AUGUCAGUAACACCAUUCAUGUUUGGACCUUGGGUCAUUAGAAACUCAGAGAUAUUCUUUGAGAGUGCACUAUCAGUAGCUCUUGUAAAUCUUAAACCUGUAUUACCUGGACAUGUAUUAAUAUGUCCAAGAAGGGUAGUACCAAGAUACUAUGACUUGGAAGAUCAUGAAAUUGCAGAUUUAUGGAAAUCGGCAAAGAUUGUUUCAAAAGUGAUUGAGAAACACUUUAAUGGUGAUGGCUUGACAUUUGCCAUUCAAGAUGGCAAGAAUGCUGGCCAAACCGUUCCACAUGUACAUAUUCACAUUAUACCAAGACAAAAGACAGACUAUGAAAACACUGAUCAAAUAUACACUGAAAUCGAAAAGGAAAGAGAACCAAGAACAUUAGAAACCAUGGCUAAAGAAGCUGAUGAAUUAAGAGUUUACUUUCAAUAA